GAUUGUUCGGUUCUCCACGCAAGAAUCCGGUGGUCACCAAGUGCCCAAGGUUGUGAUAGAUGGUCUGAGCCCAACCCUGCAGCAACGUCGAACUUUGUUCCAAACUAAAGCUCGAAAUCUGAACUGUUGUGCGAGUUUUGGCAGUCAAGGUCGAGUGACCUCGGGUUGCCUCUGGCAUGCGUUUCGCGCCAUCACUCUCGGCGUCUUACUCAUUGCCAUCGGGAUAACAAUGGCAAUACUUGGUUUUCUAGAUGACCAACGAAAUCUCCAACAAAAGACCCUCAACAAGUCAAUGAGCGUCUCAAGUGUUAUUGCUUCACCUGGUCCUCCAACGACCACAUUGGCUUCGCUUCCACCCAGUGGUGUUCCUAAUGCUACAACUGGCCCAGCCACAACUGGUCCAUCAAGCAGAAAACGACCAGGGUAACGCUCCAAAUUAAAUGAUCAACGUCCUUUGGCUUUCUCACCCGGCCUCACCCGUCAAGACCGUUUCAAGCUGAACAAUCUCAGUUUUGCCGGACCCGUUGUCAUGGGCGUUGGGGGUUUCCUCAUCGUUGCCGCCUGUGUGAUGACUUUUGAAGCUCGAGAUAAUGCUGCCAAAGUCGUACCUUCUACUAAUUCCGCUCAAAAUGAGGAGAAGGCCAAAACAAGGGCCUUGAAGUUUCGAUCAUCAUCGAGUCAAACAACCUUUCUCGAUCGAAACAUUGUGGAAACGCUCCACGUGGACCCUUCGUCUGGAUCCUCGGUGUCGCCCCGCGGGGGAAAUUGCAAGGUCUUGAGCGCUGUGGGGGCGUCCGCCCAAGUAGGCGUGGGAUCGGCAGCUGCGGCCACGGCCGGCUUGUUUGACCUCCAGAACACAUUCAGACCCUUGGCUGUGCCUUCCAACCUGAACAUAAGUGGUUCCACAUACAGUAACAAACGAGCUUCCUUCAAUGGCAAAUUGCCUGCCGCUUCGGAUUUUGAGCCUGGCCUGGCAUUGAUGGAUGAGAUUGGACGGAGAGCUCUGACCAACGCCUUCAUUCAAUUCACCCGUAAUACCUCCAAUCCAUCGGCCUAUCGAGAUUCGCUCAUCUAUAACAUCCAGCCCAGCCAAAACUAUCCCAAAGAGGACGACGGAUUCAGAGGAUCCGGUCACUUGGAAGUGGGACAAGCCAUUCCCAAGUGUCCAAGUGCUCCCGAUAUCGCACAUCACAAAUUGGACCAUAAUGUCACAAUGUCCGGCCACGUGGCCUCACAUCGCCAAAAGGAGUGUGUGGAUGGUCAAGUACAGGGGGAUUCAUCCUCGCAGCAACCCGAGUAUGAGCCUCUUCCCACGUUGAGAGGUCAAUACCGGGUGCUCACCCCGACCAUGUAUCGCUCCCGUAUGGCGGCCACACGCCAAGCCAUUUCCAUGGAUUGUGAAGGCUCGAACACGGCCAAGACCCGACGAGAAGGCCCGUCACUCCGGAUUCCAUCUCCAUUUCAAAACCCAAUUCGAAAAUUUGCUCAAGACAGCUUGGAUUUGGAACUGGGUGCUUCAGCCACGGGAGUCCAUAACCUGGCCAAUCGUGGGGCUGCCGUGGUCAAUUCAUCUUCCACUGAGGGUCACACUGCCAAGUCCAGCAACCAGAGUCAACGGGAGAGCCGAGAAAUUUAUGAAGAGCACUCCAAUUCAUCAAUGCUAUUAGACCUUCACCUCGAAGGCUCGGCUCCCGUCACCCUCUUGGUUCGGGAUGAAUCCAGAUCGACUCGUUCCACUUCGGGGAACAGAGAGGCGGGCUCCAACAAUCGAUCACCUCCCUCUCUUCAUGAGCAAAUGAGUUGUGAACGAUUGAAAUUGUCGUGUUCCCGUUCGAAUUCGAACUCAUCUUCUUCUUCGUCGUCGUCAUCCUCUUUGCCCAAGCAAGAAGAGACUUCCAUCUUUGGUGGGAGUGGAUCCGUGGAACAGGAAGAGGAUGAAGAGGCUGAAAGGGAAGCUGCACAUUUUGAUGAUCACAAUGAGAAGCGGAUUCGAGAUCGACGCAAAUCCUUCCGUCAAAGUAAGAUGAGACAAAAGAAACACGCUCGACAAACAAGACAGCGGAGAAAUUCCGAUCCGAGUUUCGAUAGCAGCUUCGAUGCAGGCAAAGAUGAUGCCAGCCGUUUGCCCGACCAUUGUCAGCGUCAUCAUCCCCAAAUAGCAUCUCCGUCUACACUGAGUGACGAUGACGAUGAAGAACUAUUGGUUGUGGACUCCUUGCAUCAGGCCACCGUCACCCUGAAGUCGCAAAGUUCCCAACUUAACGUGAAAUUUGAUGUUUCCAAAGGCCCGGAAAUACCAACAGCGACGGUUCUUCAACAAAAUUUGGAGGCGGUGGAAGGAAUUGGUCUCGAAGACGACAACAACAGCAUCAACAAUCGGAUGCAAACCAUUCUAGAGGAAGAUGCUGCUGUGACAAUUUCAUUGGUAGGUGCAUUGGGAGCGGUCGGCAAAAAGCACUUCCAAGGUCAAAAGGCCAGUAAAAGUUGCGACGACCCAGUUGUCACGCCACCCACACCCUUCGGGAGCUACAAGCGGCAAGAGAGGUGGAGCAAGUCUCUGGCAGAAGAAAUGGCAACACUGUCUUUCAUUGACACCUCCCCCAUUGAAGAGAGGGAGAACAAACCUCCACGGACCGUUUUGCCCUCAAAUAUGAGAGCCUCUUCCAGCGACCACUACCAUUAUUAUUACCAUCACCAUCGCUCGCCUCCUUCCACUCGUCAUGAUCAGCCGGAGCCAAGUGUCUCUCAAUCUUUUGCCUCUUUGGCAUCUGAGGAGGAAACCUCAUCACCCGACGAAGGUGGAACAUUGAAAAGAAACAACAAGGUCCAAACUGGCUUCAGAUCAGAUUAUCGUUCGGUAGAAGGUGCUGGUCCAAUGCGAGCUCAAUCAACGUCAACCUACUCCAAAUCAGAGCCGUUGCUCUAUGCAGCCAAGAUCUACGAUCCCGAGGAAGAGGAGCUUUUUCUUGACAUUGCCGAGGAUUCCAUAAGUCUUUCGCCAGAGGCCUUUCCUGUAACGUAUAGCGCCGAACUGCCUCCACCGCCCAAACCGUUUGAUGAUCAUAUGUUGCGAGGAACAAUCGACCCGAGAUCUGAAGAUCGAACACGAUCCAAUUUGGAACAAUGUCAACCGAUGAGUGUGCCACUUGUGGGAUCUUGCCCUAGAUCUCACCAAGAGAAACGGUCAGGGAUUUAGGCUCAUUCGAGCACCAUCGACACCCAGACGAGUGCGAGGGUACGUCCUAUUGAAUCCAAAGAUAAAUACUCGGUUCAGUUUUAAGUCCUGGCCUUCUCGCGUGCCUACGGAUUGAACUUCUUCCUUUCGUUUCAAAUUAUUCAAUGAUACGUACUUACACACGGCCAGCCGUUCUCGACAUGUUUCAAUCUUGGCCAAAUAAACUUUCGCCAACGUUCCAAACUUACAUUGGACCAUCUCUUUCUCACGAAUCUUCAGGAUGACAUUAAUCUAUUUUUCGGGUGAGUGCCUCGCUAGCCUGAUGACGAGAAACUAUUGUAGGUUAAGGAGGGAAUGUUUAU
Tigriopus californicus is the source of this 3537-nucleotide messenger RNA. RefSeq lists its product as uncharacterized. NCBI's taxonomy places the organism in Eukaryota, Metazoa, Arthropoda, Copepoda, Harpacticoida, Harpacticidae. The record is from RefSeq and is a predicted model, not a curated record.